Messenger RNA from Syngnathus typhle (broad-nosed pipefish), 1710 nucleotides. Its product is annotated as twist-related protein 2-like. The transcript is spliced from 2 exons. Gene Ontology annotation, biological process: developmental process; regulation of transcription by RNA polymerase II. The record is from RefSeq and is a predicted model, not a curated record. Gene Ontology annotation, molecular function: DNA-binding transcription factor activity, RNA polymerase II-specific; protein dimerization activity; RNA polymerase II transcription regulatory region sequence-specific DNA binding. Lineage: Eukaryota; Metazoa; Chordata; Actinopteri; Syngnathiformes; Syngnathidae. Bases 219 to 791 code for a protein of 190 amino acids.
GUUAUAAAAAGGGCGACGGUGGGGUGGCCUGUCAGAUGGUUUGUUGUUAUUCCGUCUGCCAGGUUGUGACGGGAAAGCGAAAGUUGGACGAGCGGGAAUUCGAGAACGGCCACCGAUGGAGAUAAAGUUGUAGAACAAGAAUUCUUUUUUUUUUUACAGGUAUUUGAAAGGCAAAAGAGAGAAGACAGAACCUUUUGAAGGUUUUUGGAAGGUGGAAGAUGAGAGAAGAGGUGUCCUGCACUAACUCCCCCGAAGGAGGUCUAGGGGCCAGCGAAGAAGAACUGGAAAGAGGCUCCAAGAAGAGCCAGCAGGCGGGUCACCGAAAACGAUCUCCUCAUCCCAAGAAAGAUAAUCUGGCUCAGACGGAGGACAGCGUCGCCGGCAGUCCCACCGGCCUCCUGCCGUCCGGGCCCAAGAGGGUGAAGAAGAGUCCCUCGGCCGUGGUGAGCCUGGCCCCCGCCUCGCUAGGCCCGCGGCCCGACCAGCCCUUCGAGGACCUCCACUCCCAGCGGGUGAUCGCCAACGUGCGGGAGCGCCAGCGCACCCAGUCCCUCAACGACGCCUUCGCCUCGCUACGCAAGAUCAUUCCGACGCUCCCUUCGGACAAGCUGAGCAAGAUCCAAAUCCUGAAACUGGCGUCGCGCUACAUCGACUUCUUGUACCAGGUGCUGCAGAGCGACGAGAUGGACGCUAAACUGGCCAGCUGCAACUACCUGGCCCAUGAGAGGCUGAGCUACGCAUUCUCCGUCUGGAGGAUGGAGGGCGCCUGGGCCAUGUCCGCCAGCCACUAGGACCCCCUCACUCACGUUUCCCCCUCUCUCUCUCUCUCUCUCUCUCUCUCUCUCUCUCUCUCUCUCUCUCUCUCUCUCUCUCUCUCUCUCUCUCUCUCUCUCUCUCUCUCUCUCUCUCAAUCUUUUAUUCUACAUUUCUUAUUUAAAUCUUAUUGCCUAAUGUCUCAUGUCAUCCAUCAAUCUGCACCCCUUCCAAAUUCACUUCCACUGUUCCCCUCUUAUCUGUCCCAACCUUGUGGCUGUUGCUGGAAGACGCUCCACUGCUAACCCUCAGAAAGCCAACAAGUGGAAAAUUCCGGCGGACAACAAAAAAAAACGUCAUCCAGACUUUCUUUGGCGGAACUUUUCCCCUCUCCCUUGGACCCUUGCUUGCCUCCAACUUGACUCUGAACUGAGUGAGGAGACGUGACAAUCCAGAAGUGGACUCUUCCAAACGAUGCUUUCAUCAACAACCAGCUGGCCUGCAGUGACAAUGAAACAAGACGGGCGCCCACAAGCGCUUCGGACGGGAAUGUUUACAGCUAAAAUGCUAAUAAGCUAAUCACUCCAGCUCCGGCUCUCAAAGGCCCCACUCGUGGGAAGACGGAGCGCAUGAGGAAUCAAAUCUGAUUUGGUUCUGCAGUGGUUGGACACCUUUCCGCAUCUGAUUCUCUUUUGUAAAUAGAAUGAACUGCUUCCAACAUCCACACAUGCAGAAGCAUUUCUUCUUCUGUAGAGUCUGUGCUGUCAUACUGUCAUGCAAGAAUAUACGAUUGAUGUAUUUCUGGCAUUUCAUGAGGCAAAUGUGUUUUAAAAUGUUGAUUAGGAAUGCUACAUCAUUUAGCGGUGCAGAAGUUGCUCUUCAAUUUGUAUAGUUUUGCAUCCGCUUAUGAUCUUUGUUGUGUCAGCUCCUGUGGCCAAUAAACCUUUUUUUUUUGUA